Messenger RNA from Vidua macroura (Pin-tailed whydah), 3720 nucleotides. RefSeq names its product elastin microfibril interfacer 1 (gene EMILIN1). The coding region runs from base 753 to 3500 and encodes 915 amino acids. Lineage: Eukaryota; Metazoa; Chordata; Aves; Passeriformes; Viduidae. The record is from RefSeq and is a predicted model, not a curated record. Gene Ontology annotation, molecular function: protein binding; extracellular matrix constituent conferring elasticity. The transcript has 8 exons.
CCCGGGGAGGAGCUGGAAUCCAGCCGGGGCCUGAGGGGAACCAGCCGGGCUGACGGGAACCGGCCGCCGCACCGGGGCCCCGCGGCGGGGACCCAGGGCCGGGGGCCGCUCCCCGGGGAACUGCCCAGUGGGGCUGGGGGGCCCGAGCGGGGCCCGGGCUUCGGGUCCCGACCAUAUAAGGCUGCGACGGGGUCCCUGCAACGGGGCCAGGCCGGAGUCCCACGCGGGGGGGCCGGGGUCCCCGCAGCCUGUGGCGCUGCGCUGGGGACCAGCGUGUGGCUGCCGCGGCUGCUCCUGCCCCCGCGGCGCUGAGGGGCAGGGAACACGGCGUCAGUGAUGGGGCAGCACGCACGGCGCCCGUCCCCGGGCCAGGCAGCGCAGGAUGCACGGUGCGAUGGUGUGUGGGCACCCUGCUCCUGGCAGAGCCCCAUCCCUGCGGGGCUCCCGAGGGCUGGGGGCUGCAGCCGUUUCUGCAGGGUCGCCAGGCAUGGCUGAGAGGCUGCGCUGGGGCAAGACCCGGACCAUUAACCCGCCGCAGUGGGCCAUGACGGUGCUACCGGUGGGGCUGGUUGGGCAAGCACAGGAGCGCGCCGGGGGAUCCGGGGAGUGGCCAGAGGGGCCGGAGUGUGCUGGGGGAUCCGGGAUGUGCCUGGGGAGCUGGAAUGUGCCGGGGAAGGCCUGGGGCAGGGGCUGUUGCUGUGUCUCUGCCGGGGUGAUGCCUGGUGCCUACUCAAUGCCUGGCGUGUGCCGGGAUGCUGUGCACGGUGUGUGCCGGAACGGCGCCCGCUGUGUGCUGGCACGAUGCUAGGUCCGUGCUAGGGCAGUGCCGGUGGCUGCUCUGUGCCGGGAUGAUGCCUCCUGGAUGCCAGGACAGCAGGCGGUGUGUGCCCAGAUGGUGCCCAGCGUGUGCCACGCUCGGUCCGUGCCAGGACAACGCCUGGAACUGGUGUGCCUACGUGGUGACACGCAGCGUGAGCUGCGUGGUGGAGGAUGGCGUCGAGAGCUUCAUCAAGCCAGACUACCAGCCCUGCGCCUGGGGGCAGCUCCAGUGCCCCCGAGUCCUGGCGUACCGCAGCUUCCUACGGCCCCGCUACAAGGUGUCCCAGCGCACGGUGUCGGAGCUGGCCUGGCGCUGCUGCCAGGGCUACUCGGGGCCGGACUGCAGCGAGGGGCCUUCUCCAGCAUCCCCCCAGCCCACCGGCCGUCCCCCGCCCCGCCCCGGCCGCCCCACGCUCUCUGGCUUCGGCAACCCCCUCAGCGGCCUGGGGGGUGAAGGCGGCGGAGACACGGAGAAGGUGCGGCGGCUGGAGGAGCAGGUGCGGCGGCUGAGCGAGCAGCUGGAGGAGCUGCGGGCCGGGCAGGAGCCGCCCCGGGCGGCUGUGGAGGGGCAGCCCCGGGGCGAGCAGCCGGCUGACGCGGCCGCCCCCGCCGAAGUGCGGGAGGCGCUGAGCCACCUCCAGCGGCGCCUGGAGGAGCUGGAGACCCGCCUGCACCGCACCGAGGGCGGCCGGGACGGCCCAGGGGCUCCGGGGGGCCCAGGGACGGCGGCGCUGUACGAGCUGGAGCAGCGGCUGCAGGAGAUGUGCGCUGCCUGCACGACCGGCACCGAGGGGCUGCGGCGGCAGGCGGCCGAGGACCGGGAGCGGAUGCGGGCGCUGGAGAAGCUGGUGAGCUCGGUGGACCAGCGCAACAAGGAUGCGGUGGAGUCGGUGCAGAGGCACAUCAGCAGCCUGAGCAGCCGCCUGGCCCCCGCCCCUGCGGCUCCCCCGUCCCCGGACGUGCUCCGUCGCCUGGCCGAGCUAGAGCGGCGGCUGGAGGGGCUGCCGGUGCCGGCGGCGGGGCCGGGGCAGGGACCGGUGCUGGCGCGGCGGCUGGCCGAGCUGGAGGGGCGGCUGAACGCUUCGCGCGCCGGCCCGUGGCCCUCCGAGCCCGAGGGGCGGCCGGGGGGGCUGCCGGGGCGCCUGGCCAACCUCAGCCGGGCGGUGGAGGGGCUGGCGGCCAGCGGGGCACAGCGCGGCGCCCGCCUGGACCAGCUCGAGGGGCUGCUGGCCCGCUGCGGCCACCCGUGCCCGGGGCAGGACGGGGAGCUCGGCCCCCACCUCCGGCAGCCAGAGGACGCCGAGGGUCUCUGGGAGGACGGGCUGACCGGGACCCUGGGAGGGCUGCUGGGGGUGCGGGGGGAGGCGCUGGCCGAGGAGCUGGAGCAGCUCCGCAACCGGACAGGGCGGCUGGAGGCGGCUCUGGAGGACCUGAGCGGUGACCCCUGCUCCCGGCCCUGCGCCUCGCCGCCCCCCCGGGAGCCGGAGCAGCUCCCGGCCGGCCCCGCGGAGCCGGAGGAGCCGGAUGCCCCGCUGGAGGGCUUCGGCGUCUUCGGGGGCACGUCCCCGUCGGAGCUGCGGGCGCUGCGGGGGGAUCUGGCAGCAGCGCUGGCGGGCCUGAGCGGGCUCAAUGCCACGGUGGAGGGGCUGCAGGACGCGCUGGAGGAGCAGGACGCCCGGCAGCGCCAGCUGAGCGCCCUCACCGACCGCGUGGUGGCCGAGCUGGACCAGGCGGCGGCGGCGUCGGCGGCGCGACAGGCCGAGAGCGAGGAGCGGCUGGAGGCGCUGGCGCGGGAGCUGGCGCGGGCCGGGGGCUGCCCCGCGGGGCUGGAACCACGCGUGGCCAAGCUGGAGGGGGUCUGCGAGCAGCUGGAGGCGGUGGCCGGGGGGCUGCGGGGCGUCCGCGAGGGGCUGGGCCGGCACGUGGCGGGGCUGUGGGGCGCCGUGCGGGACCUGAACGCCACGGCCCGCGGCCAGGCCGCCCUGCUGGACAAGGCGCUGGAGCUGCCGCCCCGGCUCGGCGCCCUCAACGCCAGCCUGGGCCACCUGCGCGGGGAGCUGCAGCGCCUGGCACGGCUGGAGCGACACGGCCCCCCUGGCCCCCCUGGACCUGCUGGCCCCAUGGGCGAGACAGGCCCUCCUGGCCCCACUGGGCCCCCUGGCAAGGAUGGAGAACAGGGUCCCAUGGGCCCCCCCGGGCUGCCUGGAGAGAGAGGCGAGGCCGGGGAGCCGGGCUCGGUGCCCCGCGUGGCUUUCUCGGCGGCCCUGAGCACCCAGCGCACGGAGCCGGGCACCGUCCCCUUCGACCAGGUGCUGCUCAACGACGGCGGUGCCUACGAUCCCGAGACAGGCACGUUCACGGUGCCGGUGCCCGGGCGGUACCUGGUGAGCGUGGUGCUCACGGGGCACCGGGGCGAGGCGCUGGAGGCCGUCCUGUCCCGCUCCGGCCACGGCAUCGCCCGCCUGGACUCGGCCGGCUUCCAGCCCGAGGGGCUGGAGAAGGGGCCCGUGGCCGCGCAGGCCCCCAGCCCCGGUGCCCUGGGCGUCUUCAGCCUCCUGCUGCCGCUGGCGGCCGGCGAGACGCUGUGCGUGGACCUGGUGUCGGGGCGCCUGGCGCACGCCCCCGACGAGCCCCUCACCGUCUUCAGCGCCGCGCUGCUCUACGACUCCGAGGAGCCCUAGAGCUGCCGGGUCCCCCGCGGGGGCACAGCCAGGCCGGGGGGUCCCCACACCCUGCCGGGACCCCCACCCCCACCCCCUUAUUUAUCAGCACCCCCAGCCCUCGCUGUCCCACCGUCACACACUCCUGCCCCACACCGCCCGCCCGGGCUGCCCUGGCCCCCCACGCCGCCCCCGGCCCCCCACUGCCCCCCACAAUAAAGAUGCGGCACCGGGUUUUGUA